Messenger RNA from Dentiscutata heterogama, 158 nucleotides. The record is from the annotation of a GenBank genome assembly. Lineage: Eukaryota; Fungi; Glomeromycota; Glomeromycetes; Diversisporales; Gigasporaceae.
UUAGAACACCUGGAAUGUUACCAGUAAUUCCCCUAGACACGCUUUUAUUAUCAACAAAGUUAGGACGCCUGAGCCCGAAUGCUUGGAGUGGUUACCAGCAUCCAAAAAACAGUAGUUCUCCUAGUCACGGUCAGUACUUUCCUAAACAGUCAACUUAG